CUCUGAAGCCAUGGACAUUGUAGCAUUUCCUCGUUCUCAUACUCAGUUGACACUGAAUGACCCUGUGUCCCCCAAUACCCUGUGGAGAAGGAGGGAAAAUGUUUCUCCGGUUCGUAGACAAUUUACCAUAUCCAUGCCAUGGCCCCCCAAAGCAAAUGAUCUGAAGAGACAAACAUUUUUACCAGAAAUCCAAGGAAAUGCACGUCAUUCUGAGAAAAAAAUCCAUUCAGUAUCUUUUUUAACGAAGCAAAAGUCAGGUGCACAUACCCCGGUCAUAAAAAGACAAAAUUCUUUGAAAUCUGGUACUAAUUCAUACAGCUUAAGAUCUGAUUCUGCACUGUCUAAUGAUGUCAUGGAUAAUUCCCGGACCUUCCAAAUUUUGAAUGACAAUAAAAAUUUAAAUACCUCGAUCGAUCGAUUAGGGUUUAAAUCCAUUCAGCGGAACGUCGAUAUAAAAUGCGAACCCAGAGCAGACUUCCCAAUACACAGUUUCAUACCGGGGGAGAGAAGAGGUCCUUUAAACCAGAGUACGGGCAAACAUUUCCGAAUCAUUAGAGUACUAUACAACACUAUGGCUUCAUUAAAACUGGACAACAGGCAAGAGCUGGCCUCUAACGACCAUGCACGGCAUCACAACAAAAGGCAACAACAGUGGAUACGUAGCGAACAAGUGAAAAAUUGGAGAAGAUCGUCAGUGAAUAAAGCUUCCAAAAAGACUGGUUACACCAGUGGUAGUUCGUCUGGACAGAAGUCUGACGUGAUCAGUGGCAACUCUGACGAUACAAUUCACACAACCUCCACCCAAGGAGAGAAUAACCACAUCUUCGAAAAUCCCAUGGAUGCUGAAAUGAAAGAAAGUUUUCACAAAUGUCUGAAAUGGAUGGAAAAUUUACCGGAAAAAUUCUCCGGAAUGCACAUUUUUACCCCAUCAGUUAGUGAUUGAAAUCCUAACAAUAGGGAUUUUUAGUGUAGCCGAAUUUCCCAAAUGGAGCUUUAUUAUAGUAUCCUAUAAUGGGCAAGCGCUCCAAACCCAGGAAUCAGCAGGUCUGAUUUAAAAACGAAGGUUUGGUCUUCCACGUCCUGAAGACGAAGCCUGUGCCUCCUCCUGCCAGAAGAAAGCACGGUGCUAAUUCAUCCGAACAUCCAAAACAGUGAUUGCUGGAAGAAAUCUGUCAACUAUGCUAAAGAUUUCGGACAAAGUUGGAAAAUAUAAGCUUUUAUGAUUUAUUCGAACAAUCAAAACAUUUUAUGUACUUAUUUAGCUGACACACAAUUCCGAUUGGAUUUGAACGACGGUUCGACACUGCAGGGACAUACAUAUACCUAAUGCUAGUCAUGACUGUUAAUUAAUUAGCCAUGGAAUUUUCAUAUAUUUUUUUCAUAUUUAUCAUUUCAUACAUAUUAAAUAUCUUCCAUGUGCCAAACUUAAAUCAAAUUAUUUACUUUAUUGUUAUCCUUUUUUGUUCUCACGUGUUUGACCUGUUGAAGUAUAAUCAAAUUUGGACUUGUAAAUUUAAAUUAACAUUUUAAGCUGGUCUAUUUUGAUACCACGUAUCAAUUUAUAAUUAUUUACGAUUCUGUUGGUAUUUUCACAUAAAUAUUUCACUGAAUGUUUGCUGAUAAAACUUACAAAGUAACAAUGUGAUAACGUUCAAUUUCUGGAGAACAGCUCCAAUUUCUGCUGACGCUGUUCCAAUAUUUUUCUCCGAUUGCUUUAACAACAAUGUCUUACUUCAAUCACUGCUGUGAUAAGUAUGUUAUAUAUGUUGAUUUGAUUGUUAAAUGUAAUAAAUGUUAUAUACGUUUCAA
Molecule: messenger RNA, 1809 nt
Organism: Saccostrea echinata
Lineage: Eukaryota; Metazoa; Mollusca; Bivalvia; Ostreida; Ostreidae
Exons: 1
Coding region: 11-943 (310 amino acids)
Source: RefSeq, a predicted model, not a curated record